AUGCUCCGAUCAGCUCUGCUGGUUCGCUGCGCUGCAGCUAGGCAGGGUCUAAUGCUCAGCAAGGGUCAGCUUAAAAACUUCUCGGCUACCUCAGUUGUAUCUGGAGGACAUAGUAAGGAGGAACAUCACCACCAUGGUCAGGGUUGGAGUUACAGAAACUGGGAUCCUGCUCCACCAGAGAGACACACCUAUGCUCUUAUAGUCUCUACCUUUGUUUGGUGGUGGAUAUUCCACGGAGUAUUUACCGAGCCAGAGCAUCUGUUCGGACACGAACCCUUCCCUGAUGUUACCAAAAUGACCGACGAAGAGCUUCAUAUUCCUCCUAUUCAGUAA
Messenger RNA from Eurytemora carolleeae, 333 nucleotides. RefSeq names its product NADH dehydrogenase [ubiquinone] 1 beta subcomplex subunit 2, mitochondrial. Bases 1 to 333 code for a protein of 110 amino acids. NCBI's taxonomy places the organism in Eukaryota, Metazoa, Arthropoda, Copepoda, Calanoida, Temoridae. Gene Ontology annotation, cellular component: mitochondrial inner membrane. The record is from RefSeq and is a predicted model, not a curated record. The transcript has 3 exons.